Messenger RNA from Gadus macrocephalus (Pacific cod), 2981 nucleotides. It is a transcript of the gene hapln4, whose product is annotated as hyaluronan and proteoglycan link protein 4. Gene Ontology annotation, molecular function: hyaluronic acid binding. The coding region runs from base 505 to 1887 and encodes 460 amino acids. Lineage: Eukaryota; Metazoa; Chordata; Actinopteri; Gadiformes; Gadidae. The record is from RefSeq and is a predicted model, not a curated record. The transcript is spliced from 8 exons. Gene Ontology annotation, biological process: cell adhesion.
CUUCACAGAAUUAUAUAAAGCAUAGCACAUACUAUUGAUAAUUUUGGUAAUAGCACUUAUUUACAGUUACUUGUGUGUAUUGAAUAUCGACAAUAUCUCCAUAUUUACGAAAACGAAAAUAUUCAAUGCGAGCUGAACAACGACUUUGCGCAUUUGCCUCUUUGUUUGAUGGCUGUGUGGAUGGUAGGCUUACGAAAGCAGAAUAACACACUACAGUAUAAAACCAUCUGAUUGCAAUUACAAGUGCAACACUGUCCACUGUCCAGCUGCACGCUGAAAUCGUGCUACGUCAUUGCUACACACACUGCAGGACCGACCGACACUAGUGAAUCCCUGCAUUGCGAGGAAACUGCGAUGGGACAGUAGCCAAGUACAGGGGGGCGAGAUAACGGAGAACAGCACCACAGCAAAACCCUCAUCGUUAUAGUAGUCUGCAAUCGUAAAGACAGCGCACACCGGGAUCAUCUAUCUAUCUUCUUCUAAACAAACUAAUGGUGACAGUUUAUGAUGACCAACCUGCCUCUGACUAUGUCCUUGGCCAAAGCGCUAUUGAUCGUGACGUGUGUCAUCCUGAACUUCACCCUCUGCGUGACCUCCCUGCCAGCGGAGAUAGAGAGGGGAUGGAGAAGAGCCGUGCACGUGCUUGAGGACGACACCGGCGCGGUCAUCGUUCAGACCGCGCCGGGGAAGGUGGUGACCCACCGGGGAGGCUCCAUCACCCUGCCGUGCCGGUACCACCACGAGCCAGAGAGCACCGACCCCUCCCGCGUCCGCAUCAAGUGGACCAAGGUGACCGACGCGCUGCAGUUUGUGGACGUCUACGUGGCCCUGGGAAGGCAGCAGCGGGUGUUCGGCCCGUACCGGGACCGCGUGUCCCUGGAGGGGGCGGGGCCCGGCGACGCCUCGCUCGUCAUCCACAACGUCACGCUGGCCGACUACGGCCGCUACGAGUGUGAGGUCACCAACGACAUGGAGGACGACACAGGAUUUGUUAACCUCGAUCUGGAAGGGGUGGUGUUUCCCUACUACCCCCGCGUGGGCCGCUACAAGCUCAACUACCAGCAGGCGGAGGAUGCCUGCAAACAGCAGGACGCCAUCCUGGCCUCCCACUCCCAGCUGCACAAGGCCUGGCUCGAGGGUCUCGACUGGUGCAACGCAGGCUGGCUGGAGGACGGCUCGGUGCAGUAUCCCAUCUCCAAUCCCCGGGACGAGUGCGGCCGCAAAGACAUGCCCGCCGGCGUGCGUAACUAUGGUUACCGGCACAAAGAGGACGAGCGCUAUGACGCCUUCUGCUUCACCUCCAACCUCAACGGCCGGGUCUACUUCCUGAAGCGCUUCAAGAAGGUGAACUACGCGGAGGCGCUGAAGGCGUGCGUGCGCGACGGCGCGGCGGUGGCCCGCGUGGGCCAGCUGUACGCCGCCUGGAGGCUGCAGCUGCUGGACCGCUGCGAGGCGGGCUGGCUGGGCGACGGCAGCAUCCGCUACCCCAUCGUCAACCCCCGCGCCCGCUGCGGGGGGGCCGCCCCCGGGGUCCGCCACCUGGGCUUCCCCGACAAGAAGUUCCGCCUCUACGGGGUGUACUGCUUCCAGAAGAACAAGGAGGAGGAGAAGGAGGAGAAGGAGGAGUGGAGGGGGAAGAAGGAGGGGAGGGAGGUGAAGGAGGAGAAGAAGGAGGUGAAGGAGGAGAAGGAGGGGAGGGAGGAGAAGGAGGUGAAGGAGGAGAAGGAGGUAAAGGAGGUGAAGGAGGUGAAGGAGGUGAAGAAGGAGGUGAAGGAGGAGAAGGAGGAAAAGGAGGAGGAGAGGAAGAAGAAAGAGGAGACGAAGACAGCCAUGCAGAAGACUCUGAACACCAGCAGCUCCCUGCUGAACAACACCAUGGUGCUUUAGGGUGGGGGCGCAUGGUGGGGGCUGUGGGAGGGGGUCCAUGUUUGAUUUGAAUGCAAAAAACUGCCGCAAGGGGCGGAUUCCAUCGCUUUUAAAGCUACACACUCAGAGACAAGAUUAGCUUAUUUGCACAUUCGCCAGGGGAGGAGAAAGGGAGGGGGGGGGGGGGGGGGGGAAGCAAGGGCAUAUCAUAUUAAGGGUGACGUCUUUAUUAGGGGUGAUUUACCUUUUUAUCUCCUGACCGUCCAUCAUAGGGCUGCACGUAUGAGUGUCUUUGCUCGGUGGGAGAUGGAAUACUAAGCUGCUUUCUGAUGCGUACUCGGGCAUAGAUCAAACUAGAGAGCCUGUCGUUAUCGUCCUUGUUUACCUGCUCGCGUGUGUCAAUGCGUGUGUGUGUUUACGAACCAAUACAAUAGAUUGCUAUAUUGUUAUACAGAAUAUGAAUAUUGACAUAGUAAGUGUGCGCGUGUGAGUGCGUGUGUCUGUGAGUGCGUGCGUGUGGACACUGGACAGUUUAGCCCCCUGCGCCGGGGAGCCACCGAGGAGCGUUGAUUAGCGAGGAGGGGGGACCUCCGCGCGGGUAUGGACGUGCUCCAGCACGCCCUUGAAGUGUGGCCCGCGCCCAGGGCUCUCGCUGCAGCCGUCAGACACGCUUGGUUAGCAACCUCCUGGCACAGCGCGAUACUGGGAUACGACCCGUUCCCUCAUUACUUAAGAGCUGACAACGUAAGCGGAACAGCAGCUGAUCCAGGAGAGAAAAAACACGACUCGCCCCCACUCUCGCUCUAGGAUGUUUGCACUUUAGCGUUAAUAUGCACAUUUUAAAAUAAUCCCUCUGGAUGAGGCUAUAAAGCAUGCACGUGCUCUGUUUAGUGGGAAUCUCUGGGGCUGCACAAGCAAAAAUAUAAACAAAAUCGUACAAGCUGCAAUAAUUGCUAAAUUACCUUACGCAUUAUCUUCCUGCACUAGACGAGAAAAUAGAAAUUAGCACAAUGAUAACAAAAGUAAAUCUCAUUCGUCUUUUCAUUGCAGAACGUGCGAGUGUUUACUGUUGAUUACAACCAUGAAACAAUGUGCCAUGUCAAUAAAAAAAUAUA